AUGGAAGGAAGAAGAGUUCACACCAGGAUAAAGGAGCAGGUCAGCAAAAACCCAGGCAACCCUUCAGCAAGGUUGGAUCAAUGUGGAUCAGCCCCCGACACCGGAGAAGGCCUCCACCAAUCCACGGUUAAGACUAGAGAAAAAUAUUUUCCCUGCAACCAAUGCGGAAAGAGUUUCUAUCAAUUGCAACACUUGCAGUGUCACCAAUGUAUCCAUACUGGUGAAAAGCCUUACACCUGUGACCAAUGUGGGAAGAGUUUCAGACAAUCAGGCACCUUAAAAUCUCACAAGCUUAUCCACACUGGAGAAAAGCCUUACACCUGUGACCAAUGUGGGAAGAGUUUCAGACAAUCAGGCACCUUAAAAUCUCACAAGCUUAUCCACACUGGAGAAAAGCCUUACACCUGUGACCUAUGUGGGAAGAGUUUCAUUGGAUCAGGCACCUUAAAACGUCAUAAGCUUAUCCACACUGAUGAAAAGCCUUACACCUGUGACCUAUGUGGGAAGAGUUUCUGUCAAUUGCAACACUUGCAGUGUCACCAAUGUAUCCACACUGGUGAAAAGCCUUACACCUGUGACCAAUGUGGGAAGAGUUUCAGACAAUUAGGCACUUUAAAAUCUCACAAGCGUAUCCACACUGGAGAAAAGCCUUACUCCUGUGACCAAUGUGGGAAGAGUUUCAAACAAUCAGGCACCUUAAAAUCUCACAAGCGUAUCCACACUGGAGAAAAGCCUUACUCCUGUGACCAAUGUCGUAAGAGUUUCAUUGACUCAGGCAACUUAAAAUGUCACAAGCGUAUCCACACUGGAGAAAAGCCUUACUCCUGUGACCAAUGUGAGAAGAGUUUCUAUCGAUUGCAACACUUGCAGUGUCACCAAUGUAUCCAUACUGGUGAAAAGCCUUACACCUGUGACCAAUGUGGGAAGAGUUUCAGACAAUCAGGCACCUUAAAAUCUCACAAGCGUAUCCACACUGGAGAAAAGCCUUACUCCUGUGACCAAUGUGGGAAGAGUUUCCGUCACUUUAACUCAAUGAAGCAUCACCAACAAAUCCACGCAAGAGAAAAGGUGCAUCAGUGCACCAAUGCACCUGUAGAAAAUGAAAAACCUCAUCAAUCGACUGGUUGUCCAAAGUUCGCAUUUGGAUUGUAAAAGUUGUUUUGAAAUUGAAUAAAAAAUAAAAAUAAAUAUUAUAAUGCAUGA
Messenger RNA from Labrus mixtus (cuckoo wrasse), 1203 nucleotides. Its product is annotated as zinc finger protein 239-like. The transcript has 2 exons. The coding region runs from base 1 to 1152 and encodes 383 amino acids. NCBI's taxonomy places the organism in Eukaryota, Metazoa, Chordata, Actinopteri, Labriformes, Labridae. The record is from RefSeq and is a predicted model, not a curated record.